GUGUGCAGGGGAGACCAAGCCCUAUUGGGAGCAUGGUGAGCCUCUCUGCCAAGUGUUCAACUCUCUCAGUAACUCUCUGGGCAAAUCUUGGAGCCACUUGACUCUAUCUGACACCUCUGUGCCGUGGUUCACAAUCUCGAGCUAAAAGCUGAACCGAUGCAUCAGCAUGUGAGUUGUGUUAAUGGAAAACAAUGGUAAGCUUACCCUCCCCCACCUCUCCCUCUCUUUAUGUAUACAUAUACACUUCAGGCCCCCCUCUCCGAAGAGCCAAACCCAUCACCCCAUUCCUUCAACGCUUUGCACCACCAAUCCCCAUGAAAAGUGCCUCCCUUUCUCUUCCACUCUCUCCCUCCACCUCCUCCUCCUCUUCCAACUCUUGCACUCUGUCCUCCUCUUCUGCGUUCCAAGUGAGCAAGCCCAGGAAACCCAGGCGUGCGAAGAAAGGUGCCAACCCAGAUAAGAAGAGGUUGGGCAAUGGCAAGAGAAGCUCGGCCUUCAGAGGAGUCACUAGGCAUAGAUGGACGGGGAGGUAUGAAGCUCACCUCUGGGACAAGCACUGCUGGAACCCCAUUCAGAACAAGAAAGGAAGGCAAGUUUAUUUGGGUGCUUAUGAUGAUGAGGAAGCUGCAGCACGCGCCUACGACCUCGCUGCUCUCAAAUACUGGGGUCCGGAAUCAGCUCUAAAUUUUCCAUUUGUCACGCACACAAAAGAGUAUGAGGAGAUGCAGAACAUGUCAAAGGAAGAGUACUUAGCUUCCCUCCGGCGGCGGAGCAAUGGGUUCUCCAGAGGUGUCUCCAAGUACCGUGGCGUGGCCAGGCAUCAUCAUAAUGGCCGGUGGGAAGCAAGGAUCGGAAGAGUUUUUGGCAACAAGUACCUCUAUUUGGGAACUUUCGGUACUGAGGAGGAGGCAGCCCAGGCGUACGAUCUUGCCGCUAUAGAGUACAGAGGCCCCAAUGCAGUCACCAACUUCGACAUCAGCUGCUACGUCAAGUUCCCACAGCCCCUCCUGCAGCCACAUCCAAUUCCGCAGCCGCUGCAAAUGCCCAAGGCACGGCCACCGGCGCAAGAGCAGCAGCCGAGCGCCACCUGCGAAGAAGAGCGUCGUCAGGCCGUGGAACUUCCGAGCUACGUCGAUCACACUGCAGCAGCAGCAGCUGACGGUGUCGAUGCCAUCCCCUGGAGCCCUUUCAUGGAUCAAUGCUUUGACGACGUCUAUGCCGACCACUGCGUCGGUCUUCAUCGAACGGGUGAUCUGCAUAGCAUUUUUGGUAGCGUUGGCUUCGAUGAUAAUGUCGAUAUCCUCUUCGACGCCUCCGAAUCCAGCAGCAGGGUGGAGGAGGGCGACGGCGAUGCCGCAAAGGAUUGCAUCUUUGAGGACUCCGCUGCAACCGUGAGUAGUUUGGUGGGGGUGAGAUUGACACAGCUGCUCCAAUGAAUGUUUCGUCUCAAGAACUCGAGAAGCAGUCACAAGUUUUUGUCUGACACUUUGUUGAGCUUUCGGUGAAAGCAUAUGCUAACUCGGUUGAAAAGUUUUCUCCUCAAAUUGUGACUGCCGAUCGAUAGUUUGAUGGCUAAUUUAUCCAAGCAUUAUUUUUCUA
Messenger RNA from Musa acuminata AAA Group (dessert banana), 1599 nucleotides. RefSeq names its product AP2-like ethylene-responsive transcription factor At1g79700. The transcript has 7 exons. Bases 192 to 1436 code for a protein of 414 amino acids. NCBI's taxonomy places the organism in Eukaryota, Viridiplantae, Streptophyta, Magnoliopsida, Zingiberales, Musaceae. Gene Ontology annotation, molecular function: DNA binding; DNA-binding transcription factor activity. Gene Ontology annotation, biological process: regulation of DNA-templated transcription. The record is from RefSeq and is a predicted model, not a curated record.